AUGCUUCAGCAACACCUCCAGGAUUAUCUAGACGCAAUUCCCCUCGAUAAUACAGAUGAAACUGCACUCGAGAGGGCUGCUACUGAUCUAAUUACGCGCACCAAACCGCUUUCAAGCAAGGACACCCUCCGGUCGAGAUGGGAGCUUGCUCUGCGCACAGAAGAGCAAGAACAAGAGCAGAUUCAAACGGACGAGAGGCGCUACUACUCGCGUGUGUUUAACCUCUUGGAUCUAUCAAUGCUCAUGUCUGAAAAUGAGUGUGUCGAUCCACAACUCCCAUUCAACCUGGUGCGCGAGUUUUUCGAGUGUCUCUCCAUUGCAUCCUGUUCUCAGGUCUUUUCUUGGGUGGAAAGAAGAGGGAAAAGACUUUGCCUUGAUGCCAAUGGAGCCAAUCGUCAAGGACUACUGGUCCUGAGGACGCUGAACGAACUACUCCGAAGCUUAUCCAAGUCGACGGAAACCGAAUUCUGCGCUCGGAUCCUGCUAUUUAUGAGUGCGGUCUUUCCGCUCAGUGAGCGAAGUGGCGUCAAUCUGCGAGGAGAAUAUGGGCCACCUUGGGAAGGCCCACCACCGUAUCAAGAAGGCAAAGAGUUAAUACUCGAGGAAGCUAAGAAGGAGGAAACACGUCAGGGUGCACGACACGACGAUGCAGGUGCUACCGAGAUGGAUGAUACGGUCGAUCCAUCUGAAGAGGACAGAAAGUCCUUGCUCUACAAGACCUUUUGGUUCCUUCAAUAUCCGUUCUCCCGCCCUCCUGCGUUUGCAGAAGCCGAUAUGUUCAAAGCAUUCCAACAUGCUGUGAACAAAAUACUCCCAAUUCUCUCCGAGGCUACGAAGAAGGAGCGGAUGCUCGCAGGCAGUAAAACUCUCGCCGGAAGCAAACGCAAAAGAGAUGUCGAGAUGGAUGUGCAAAAGGUGUCGUACACGGUGCAAGAUGAGCACGCGGAUUAUGCUUUUGCCAAAUAUCUGUCGUCUCCAGAGCUUUUGGAGUUGGAGAUUGCGGACACCAACUUUCGUCGGCAAUUCCUGUUUCAGCUUCUUAUUCUGCUUCAGUACCUGCGAUCAUUUACGGAGCAGGAAAAGGCAAAGCAUCCGGAGGUCAAGAUGAGGCCGUUUAACGUCGAUUUUACUCUUCCUGAAUCCGAGGAAAAUUGGGUCAAAGAGGUCAAUAGCAGAGUCAUGCUAGAGCUACGCACGACUACACCAGACGGACGCGCCUUUGAGGAGAUAAUACGCAUCAUUCUCGAACGAGAAAGCAAUUGGGUCAAUUGGAAGAAUUCACAAUGCAAACCGUUCGAGAAGGAUGCUCUACCUAUCGAUUUUGAACUCGAGCUCCGUCGGCGACGACAAGAAUUGAUGAAACCACUAGAAGCUUGGCCCCAUUCUCAUGGAACGGAAUCCUUGAGUGAGAUUUGGACCAUGGGGUACCGCUCAUUAGAUGACUUGACGCUCUUCCCUCGACGACCGGAUCCGGGCAGUUUUGUUGGCCAAAUUCAAAGAGUCGACAAAGCGAUUGCAAUGCGUAAACAGACUAUCGAGCGCAUGGUGACGGCUCGAAUGGCCCAAAAGACAGCCGCGAAAGUAGAGGCAGUGUCGUCGACUCCUGCAACUCUGACGUCGUCACAUCCACUUCCUAUGAAACCUGGAUCGACUGCUGAAGCACCGAAAGCUGCGCAAAUAGUCGAUCCCCGGCAAAAGGAGACCCCACCACCAGAUCUGAAUGCCAUUUAUCAGAAGGACGAGAAGAUAAAGGACUUGGAACGGCAAAGACAAACCUAUACUUGGCUAGCACUACGGUCUGCAUCAAAGGAGCAUUUACAUCUCUUCAAUAAAAUUGCAGACGAAGACAUUGGAAAGCUUGUCACGCUCAUCAAAGAGCACGAGCAAUCGCUACUCUCCAAACCUGAAGGCGAGGCGGACGAUCCCGGCGAACCCGUCAAAAAGGAGACAUCCACGGAGGAGAACACUCAAGGAGACGUCGAGAUGCAGCCUUCUAAUACGACUCAGGAAGAGGCUCCAGCAUCACAACCCACAGAGAUUAAACAGGAUGUGGAGGCUAACACCAUGAGUAUCGAUGAAGUGACAAAGCCCACCCAGCAGGAAGGCGCUUCCAUGGAAGUCGACAGUAAACCUGAUACUUAA
Serendipita indica DSM 11827 is the source of this 2142-nucleotide messenger RNA. The record is from the annotation of a GenBank genome assembly. Lineage: Eukaryota; Fungi; Basidiomycota; Agaricomycetes; Sebacinales; Serendipitaceae.